CACGCUGCAGGGCCAAUCCAGCCGACGGCACCUGAGCCCCUCGCUGCCCGUGGCGGCCGCUCACCCGUGUCCCGGUGCCGGCACGGAGGAUGCCCGUCGAGGCGCUGCAAGCCGGUGACACCAUGAAGGGGGUGGCGGUGACGGCGCCUUUCACCUCGGCCAUGCCGGUCCGUAUUCUCCGCAAAGGGCCCGCGUAUUUCCGCCGGCACGCCGAGCCGGGGGCCGGGAAGCCCAGCGCAGUGGAGAGGCUGGAGGCCGACAAGGCCAAGUACGUGAAGAGCCAGAAGGUCGCCAGCACCAAGCAGGAGCCUGUGAAGCCACUGGUGCUCAAGCAGCCCCUCUUCACCCCUGGAGUGCGCCGGGCUGUGCUCACCCCCAGCCGCAGGGCACCCCCGGGGCCGCGCCGCGCCGAUGCUGCCAGCCCGAAGACCUCCCUUGACCUGGAGAUCCUCAACAACCUCAUCAACCUCUGUGACAGCCCCUUCCCUAAGGCGGAGAGCCCGCUGGGCAGGGAGUGCAGGUGGCGAGCGGAAACGCCAGAGGUGGAAGGGGCUGUCAAGCCAGCGGAGAGCCCGGCCACCACCAAACCCCCUGGCAGUGUGGCCGUGCGGAGGGUGGACGUCCGUCCCUGUGGAGCUCCGCGCAGCCCAGUGACACCUCUGCCUGCAUCCCCCAUCCCAGGUGGGCUGCCUGUGACCCCGUCCCGCAGCUCACCCGCCCGCCCGGAGAGCGCCCGCCGGCAGCCGCUGCUGCACCGCUCCAAGUCGGACCUGAGCGAUCGGCUCUCGCGGGCCACCGCCGACCUGGAGCGCUUCUUCAACUACUGUGGCCUUGACCCCGAGGAGAUGCAGGACAUGGCGGCUGAGCGCUUCGCCCGCGCCAGCUCUGACAUCGUGUCCCUCAAGUUCCACAGCGUGAGCACGGCCAGCUCGGAGGGCGGCCACUCGCCACCCAGCGCCGCCACGCCGGAGGGACGGCCGGCGGAGCGCGUGCCCUACGGCAUCUCCAUCAUCGAGCGCAACGCCCGUGUCAUCAAGUGGCUCUACGGGCUGCGCCAGGCCAGGGAGCCCCAGCAGGUCUCCGAUGUGUAGCAGUGCCGUGGUGGGCGCUGGGGAUGGGCCGCUCAUAAGUGGGCAACGCUGGAUGGGGACAAAGCACUGGCUGUGCCCUGGGACCUCUUGGUGGUGACAGGACCCUUGAACUCAGCCCUGCUGUGCUGCAGCAUCACUGGCCUGAUGUGGCCAGGGAUCCAUUGUCAGACCCCUGUGUCAGGUUCCUGCAAGCCUGUGGGAAGGCAGAAGACAUGUGUCCCUGGGUGUGUGGCUGGUCCUCAACACCCACAGGGCCUCAUGUGUGGCUGCCCUGCCUGCACUGCUGGCAGCCCCUGCCUGUCCUGCUCUUCACCAGCACCCUGGGUGGGGUGCAAGGGGCUGGUUCCCCCUGCAUGGAGCAGGGACACUGCACCAGUGAAGGAGCUGCCUCCUUGCAGCCUCCACAGAAAGGGUCCCACUGCCUGGGGUGGUGGCCACAUCCUGGUGGUCCCAUCUUAUUGCUGAAGAAAAGCCUGGUGCUUUGAGGCAUGAGGGGGAAACCUGACCCCCUGCUUCAAGCUGCCCAGGGCUGUGUGUCUGUCUGUCUGCGGGUGCCUGUGUUCCCCUUCCCGGCUGCCAGUGGGCAAGAAGCCCCCAGCAUGCUGGGCCUGGUAUUUAUGAAGACAACAGUUCCUCUUUUCUACUGUUUUCCUUAUGUUUGAUCUGUAAAUAAUAAUAAUUAUAAUGCAACCAGUUUUAUUAAAUGCCUGUGUUUUGGA
Molecule: messenger RNA, 1810 nt
Organism: Vidua chalybeata
Lineage: Eukaryota; Metazoa; Chordata; Aves; Passeriformes; Viduidae
Gene: FAM110A
Product: family with sequence similarity 110 member A
Exons: 2
Coding region: 90-1091 (333 amino acids)
Source: RefSeq, a predicted model, not a curated record